Centropristis striata (black sea bass) is the source of this 2202-nucleotide messenger RNA. It is a transcript of the gene ppm1f, whose product is annotated as protein phosphatase, Mg2+/Mn2+ dependent, 1F. Gene Ontology annotation, molecular function: cation binding; protein serine/threonine phosphatase activity. Gene Ontology annotation, cellular component: cytosol. The record is from RefSeq and is a predicted model, not a curated record. Gene Ontology annotation, biological process: protein dephosphorylation; negative regulation of protein kinase activity. Lineage: Eukaryota; Metazoa; Chordata; Actinopteri; Perciformes; Serranidae.
AGACUGCAGGCUGAAGGCACUUCCUGUUUGCCUCCCUGCUCAGACCGGAGGUUGCCGCCUGGUUUACACAUAGACAUGUAUAUAAGGGUUUACAGGCGAGGCGAGGCUUAGCUCGGACUGCUCUUUUACUUUUGUCUCGCCAGAAGGGCGUGUUUCUCCGUCGGCAGCCGUCUGAAGCGGGAUUGCUCCAGCCUCCACUUGUGACCUGUGAGCCCUGAUACCCGUUCACCUGGAAGCUUACCCUAGCCAGAUUUAGGAGGAUGGAGGAGGAGAACAGGGGCUUUCUGAGGAGGUUUGUGGAGGAGUUCUCGGCUCCUCUGGAGGAAGACAGCCUGCUGCCUGUCAGCCCUUUGAGCCAACGAGUGUCCCUUGAGGAAAUGCACGGGGAGAGCUUGGAGCUGGGUCUGCGGCUGCUGGCUGCUAGGGCUGCUCCUGCAGGUCUCAGUGCCCUCCUGUGCCAGACAGCAUUGUGUCAUCUGCAGCAGAAUGACCUUUCACCUUUCCACUGCCCCCAGGAAGCUGAAGACAAUGAGGAAGAGGGAAAGGAAGUCAUCUUGCUUCAGUCAGAGGCAGUCCAGCGUCUCUUCCUCAACAAGUUGAUAGAUGUUGCACUGGCGUGGCAUAAAAACCUCCCCGAGCCCCCUCCCUCCCCCUCCCGGUUCCUCCUCUGCUCCGUUCAUGCCAUAAAGAACAAGAGAAGGAAGAUGGAGGACAAACAUUUGGCCCUGGCUGAGUUUAACCAGCUCUUUGGGAUCAAGGACGGAGUGCCGCGUGCCUACUACGCUGUGUUCGAUGGCCAUGGAGGAGUGGACGCUGCCACCUAUGCUGCCACUCACCUCCAUGUUGCACUCAGUAAACAGCAGACACUGCAGGGUGACGCAGCCACAGCUUUUAAAACCGCCUUCCUACACAUUGAUGAAACAUUCAAGGGCAAAGCCAAAAGAGAGCGUUUGCGGAGUGGCACUACAGGCGUGGCAGUGCUGGUCCAGGGACAGGAGCUGACUGUGGCGUGGCUAGGGGACUCUCAAGCAAUUCUGGUCAGGAACGGACAAGUUGUCACACUCAUGGACCCCCAUAAACCGGACAGAGAGGAUGAGAAACAAAGAAUUGAGGAUCUUGGUGGCUGCAUCACCUUCAUGGGUUGCUGGCGUGUUAAUGGCACCUAUGCUGUAUCCAGAGCUAUUGGUGACUUUGACCAGAAGCCGUAUGUGUCAGGAGAUGCUGACUGCUCAACAACCCAGCUGUUUGGGGACGAGGAUUAUGUGUUGCUGGCAUGCGAUGGCUUCUUUGAUUCAAUUAAACCUUCAGAGGUCCCACAUAUGGUCCUGGAUGCUCUUCAGCAGUCUGGUGAGCCUGAGGACGGGGGAGACGCUCCACUGGAGAAGUCUGAGGACACCAUUGGACUGAGAGUCGCUCAACAGUUGGUUGGUCAUGCUAAGGAAGCCGGUUCUAGUGAUAACAUCUCAGUGAUGCUGGUGUUUCUGCGUCCACCACAGCAGCUGCUGUCUCAAAACGCCACCACAGGACCUGCACGGGCCAGUCAGAACUCCACCUCCCAAGAUGCACCACAGCAGUAAAGGAGGUCUGCUGCCCAGACAACACUGUGACAAGUUACUCCAGUAUUCAGUAUUUCUCAGCCUAUUUCUUUCCCGAGUAGCUGAACACGUGAACACAGUAAGCUGUAGCCACACUAAGUCACUGCUUUGGAAGAAACAUUUUGAUUGAACUGUAUUCAAACCAGAUAAUUUGGAAAGGUUUGUGAGAUGAUGACCCAGGUCCUCACAGCAGCAGUGAGAUGUGGACCUGCUGAGUCCCCAAACAUGUUCCCAGACUCACAGGAACAACCCAGAGUUGCCACACUGGAAUACUAUCCACUCUAACUUUGUGUAUGUUGGUCUGUUAUCAUUUGAUUAAACAUUUGUUUAAGGAUAUGCACCAUCAUAUCCAUUUGUGUAUCUAUGUGCCUGUGUAUUUAAGAGAUGUCUGCCAAGUAACUUAAACUGUGCCUUUAGUAUUCAUGAUGAUUCUGUGCUGCAGUUGAUACUUAAUUUAAAUUGUCAACUUCAGUCUGAAACAUGCCAGCCUCCAAGAAACUCAUAUCAGCUGAUCUGUAUUGCCAGGAAGUGUGACUUAAGAGUAUUUAGGACCGUUACAUUUUGAAACUGGCCUUGAGUUGUAAGUUUGUAUGAAACUGAUGUAGUU